This is a messenger RNA of Amphiprion ocellaris (clown anemonefish), 2537 nucleotides long. RefSeq names its product nucleolin-like. Gene Ontology annotation, molecular function: mRNA binding. The coding region runs from base 201 to 2048 and encodes 615 amino acids. The record is from RefSeq and is a predicted model, not a curated record. NCBI's taxonomy places the organism in Eukaryota, Metazoa, Chordata, Actinopteri, Pomacentridae. Gene Ontology annotation, cellular component: nucleus; cytoplasm. The transcript has 16 exons.
CCUGCGGGCAUCCGUACGUAGUAGAUCACACGCAUGCGCAGUACGUGGUUUUGCUCGUGGAUGUUUUUAGCAGACCACGCGUGUGUCCACCGGCUACCUUCUUCCUGGUUCCAUCCUGUGUUCGUGUGGUGUUUUAAUGCACAACAUGGUGAAAACAGACGCUCCAAGACGUAGUAAAAGACAAAGUAAAGUUGCCAAAGAUGGAGAGAAGGACAGUGCCAACACAGGCAAGUCAUUUCUUCCAAACAACAGAAGGGCAGAAUGAGACCAAGGAGGACCAUCCCACUGAGAGCACAGAAGUGGAGGUACAACAGGAGGAGGACCAAGAUGAACAAGAUUCUCAGAUGAACACCGUCAUAGAGGUAAAAGGAAACACCCCAACAGUAACUGUAUCCUGGGAGGAGAAGAAGAAAGAGGAAGGAGAGGGUGAUGACACAGAACAGAUGACCAAUGCAAAUGAUCAGAUGACUGAAAGUGAAGAACAGUCCCAGAUCAUCUCUUCGGCUGAUGCUGUCUGUCCCACUGAGGAAGCUCCCAGCCAGGUUGCAAAGGCAGAAGUGGACGAAGAGAUGGAGGAAUGUGGAGUAAAACCAGAAUCUCAAAUGGAAACCGCUCCUCAAGAAAACGAAAGUACGCCCGCCGUAACCCGUAAGAGGAGGAAGAACAAGACUGAGAGAGAAAAUAAUGAAAAUACAAAGACAGCAGCAAAGGGGAAACGGAAGGCUGACCCUGCUGAUGAGACUUCCCCGUCAAAGAAAACAAAGCUCAUCAGUGAUGGUUUUCGUCUUUUUGUUGGCAACCUGAACACCUCGAAACCAUUUGCAGAACUCAAAGAUUCAUUAGCAAAUUACCUCGUGACACAAAGUCUGCUGUUUGAUGACAUCCAGUUAGAUCAGUCCAAAAAACAUGCAUUUGUAAAUUUGGCCUCAGAGAUGGAUUUGACCAAAGCCUUGGCGUUAGAUGGAGAGACAGUCUUCGAUAAGCCGCUGAAAAUGGCCAAGGCAAAGAACAAAAGUGAGGACAAAGUGAAAGUGAAACCUCCUCCACUGGAUAAAAAAGCCAAAGAUGCCAGGUGUUUGUUUCUGAAGAACUUGCCGUACAAUGCAACAAAGAAAGACAUUAUGAAAAUCUUCCGUAAGGCCAUCGCCAUCCGGUUUCCUGGUGGAGCUGAAGGCCCAAGCCAUGGUAUCGCAUUUGUGGAGUUUAAAAAUAAAAAAAUAGCAACAAAGGUGCGGCAGAGAAAACAAGGAGCUCGAAUCCGAGGCCGGGUUUUGGUAGUAGACUGUGUAGGAGAGAGAAAUGUGUCAGAAGUCACCAAAGCUGAUGCUGACAGCAACAGCAAAAAAGCUGCACCUCCUCCCAGCAACACUCUGUUUGUGAGCAAUUUGUCCUCCAAUGUGAAUGAAAAAAACCUGAAGAGCGUCUUUCAGAAUGCAGUUAGUAUCAGCAUACCAGAACGCCAAAGCAAACCCAAAAGAUUUGCAUUUGUUGAGUUUGCAACUGUAGCAGAUGCUGAAAAGGUGCUGAAGUCACCCAAAAAGAUUAAAAUCGGCAAAAGAGAAGCCCGAGUGCAGUUCUGUAUGAAGGCAAAGGCAGAGAAACCUACAGUCCUAUCAAAAACACUGAUUGUAAUGGGCCUCGCUGAAAAGACGACAGCAGAGACACUCAGAGGCGCCUUUGAAGGAUCCGUCGAUGCAAGAGUCACUGUAGAUAAAGAGACAGGACUUUCAAAGAGGUUUGGCUUUGUGGAAUUUGAGAGCGACGAAAAUUGCAAAGCUGUCAAAGCAGCCAUGGAGGACUGUGAGAUCGAUGGCAUCAAAGUGACCGUAGCUUAUGCAAGAGCCAGGAGUGAAAAAGGUCGGCAAGAUGCCAGAGGAGGCUCGACGGGGCGUCCCAGUGGACAGUCUGCAGCUUCGGCAGCUGCCAAAGAGAGAUGUGGAGGCAAAGAAAAAAGCCUCAAAGGUGGAAAAAAGAGCAAAAAAGGUAAAGGACGUGGAACAGCCACACCACAGGAUGCUCCUAAAAAAGUGAAAAAGUGUAAAGAGUAACUUGUCCUGACAAACCUUACAGCUACAGUUAAGCCCAAAAAUAUUCGUACCCAGAACAAAUUUAGGUUCUUAGUGAAUUGUUCAGAUUGUUCAGAACGUUCUUGGUGGUGAUCCUUGGAUUCUUCUCGGCCUUUUGCUCCAUCAUUCUCACCAGUUUCCUACCAUGAUGUUAUAGUCUUUCCCCGUCUUGUGAUCAGCCACAUGCAGCUCUUCCUCUCAGUAAUGCAGCCUUAUAAUAUGCUUAUAAAGCUGUUUGAUUUCAGCUUCAGCUUACAGGGAUCAUAUUUGACCGCUGACUGAGUAGAAAAUAACUGGACCAGCUGCUGCAUCGGUGAUAAAAUGCUCUAGAACACAGUAGAAAUGUCCAAAAUCACCUGAUUUGUGAAAGAAGCUACAUUUUUCAAAUUUGUGACAAUUUAUGAAUACUUUUGGACGUGUCUUUAUUUUUUGUUAAAAAAAAGAGAGAUAAUUAAAACAUUUCUAACACAA